This is a messenger RNA of Torulaspora globosa, 555 nucleotides long. RefSeq names its product Hap3p (gene HAP3). Gene Ontology annotation, molecular function: protein heterodimerization activity; DNA-binding transcription activator activity, RNA polymerase II-specific; RNA polymerase II cis-regulatory region sequence-specific DNA binding. The coding region runs from base 1 to 555 and encodes 184 amino acids. Gene Ontology annotation, biological process: regulation of transcription by RNA polymerase II. NCBI's taxonomy places the organism in Eukaryota, Fungi, Ascomycota, Saccharomycetes, Saccharomycetales, Saccharomycetaceae. The transcript has a single exon. Gene Ontology annotation, cellular component: nucleus; CCAAT-binding factor complex. The record is from RefSeq and is a predicted model, not a curated record.
AUGAGUUCUGAAGAGGGCAGGUCAAACAGUCAAGGUGGUGGCGAUGUGAACGGCGCUGGAGCAGCGGAAGGGACGAAAGAAGAGGUCGAACGGACCGCAAGACAAAACCAGUACGUGGCAGAGCUACGAGAGCAGGACCGGUGGCUUCCGAUCAACAAUGUGUCCAGACUGAUGAAGAACACGUUGCCGGCGACGGCGAAGGUGUCGAAAGAUGCCAAGGAGUGCAUGCAAGAGUGCGUUAGCGAGUUCAUCUCGUUCGUUACCAGCGAAGCCAGCGACAGAUGUGCUGCUGACAAGCGGAAGACGAUAAACGGCGAGGACAUACUGAUAUCGCUGCAUGCGCUUGGAUUCGAGAACUACGCCGAAGUGCUCAAGAUAUACCUGGCGAAGUACAGGCAGCAGCAGGCGUUAAAAAACCAGAUGUGGUACGAAGAAGAGGAGAGCCCAGCAGACAAGGAGAGGGAGCCGCAGGGACAGCAGGCUGGCUGGGAACAGGCUCCGGAGCACAGCGAACCUGCUGGCCAAUCGGUAUCCGAGCAGGGCAGCCCGGACUGA